Messenger RNA from Portunus trituberculatus (swimming crab), 1051 nucleotides. RefSeq lists its product as uncharacterized. The record is from RefSeq and is a predicted model, not a curated record. The coding region runs from base 147 to 884 and encodes 245 amino acids. Lineage: Eukaryota; Metazoa; Arthropoda; Malacostraca; Decapoda; Portunidae. The transcript has 2 exons.
CGCACUGACGUAUCUCUUUCAAGUCGCUACGCUCCCACCGACCCCUUCGAAUCUACGCAGCCCACGGUCCUUUCGUGUUUCGUGCAGAGCAGCAGCAACGGGAAGCUUGACCUACGUGAUGGUGCGGUUUCGUGUAGUGGAGGGACAUGCUGCUGCUGACCACAGUGGAGCACGGCACAGUACCACAGGAGUUGGCAAUCCUAAGGCCUGACUCGGCAGCGAUCCCCAGAGUCUCCUCCUCCAUCGAGGGACUUGCACGGUGCGUGCACCCAACACCACCACCGCCGCCGCCGCUACUGCCACUCUGGGGGAGGGACGGUCUCGCACGCGCCUUCACUGAUGGCUCCCUAACACCUGCCACUGUCGCCGCCGCUACUGCCACUGAGUGCCUUCGCAUCGCACCCCAACGGCCCUGUAAACACCUACCGCUGCCGCCGCCGCCGCCGCCGCGGGAGGGACUGCCUGGCACCGCAGUGCCCGGUAAAUACCUGCUGUUCGUCACCGCCAACGCUGCCGCUGCGGGAAGGGAUGCCUGGCACCACACUGCCCGGUUAAACACCCACCGCUGCUGCCGCAGCCGCAGCCGCAGCCGCACCCGCCGAGGGAGGGAAUGCCUGGCACCACACUGCCUGGUUAAAACCUGUUGCCGCCACUGCAGCAGGAGGGAUUCACUAGCACCCCACUGCCCGGUAAACACCUGCUGCUGCUCGCCACCGCCACCGCCACCGCCGCCGUCUACGGAGGGAUUCGGCCUCGCAUCGCACAUUUCCUGCCCUCCCAACACCUGUAGCAGCGGGAGGGACUGCGUGGAACCUUGGCCCUGUUCGGCCAACACCACCUACUACUCCUACUCGUGCUGCUGUAGCUGGCCAGGGAGGGAAUAGAGUUGUGGGUUGGCGUGGCAGUAUUCCCUCAUUGUGGUGUAUGUACUUGCACAGCUGUUGUGGUGUGGUGCCAUUACUCAAUUGUAAUAGUUUCAAUUGCCUCAUUGUGGUGGUGUUAAUGUACUUCCAUAGUUAUUAAUGAAGAAUGAAUUUGAAAUCCAUCUUGA